CAGCCCAUGUGCCCUCCCCCUUCCCCCGUCACGUCCUUCGCACGCGGUCCGCCCACUGACACCAGGCCCCGCCAUCCGCUAGGCCCACCCGUCAUCCUCUGCCCCGCGCCUCUCCACCAGUGGUCACCUUCUCGGGGAGUCGCGGCGCACGCCUCCCCCGUCCGCCUUGCCGUUUGAACACUCGAGGUCGAGAGCCAUUACCAUUAACGGCAUCGCAUCGCGCCCUCCUGCCCCCGCGAUUCCUUCGAUCCCUUCGUGGCGGUGGGUGCGUCCUGCGGGCUCUGCUAGAGCUAGAUCUCGGAGGGAGGAGCGGAAGGGAGAUAGCCAGCCAGGGAGAGGAGGGGAGGGGAGUGAGGCUGCGGCGCUCCCGCAUUUCGCCGAGCACGAUGAGGGCGCGUCGGGUCGGGCCGCUUCUGCUGCUCGCGGUCCUGGCGCUCGCCGCCGCGUCGUCGGCGGCGCGGCUGGACCUGGACGACGACGACGACUCGGGCGUGCUGGACGAGCUGCUGGCCAUCGACGAGGAGGCGGAGCGGGGCGGGCUGGACGCGGCGGGUGGGGGCGCCGCGGAGGCGGUGCGGCGGGCGCAGUCGAUGGUGCUGGUCCUCGACAACGACAACGCGCGCCGCGCCGUGGAGGACCACGCGGAGCUGCUCCUGCUCGGGUACGCGCCGUGGUGCGAGCGCAGCGCGCAGCUCAUGCCCCGGUUCGCCGAGGCCGCCGCCGCGCUGCGCGCCAUGGGCAGCGCCGUCGCAUUCGCGAAGCUCGACGGGGAGCGUUACCCGAAGGCGGCCGCCGCCGUCGGGGUCAGGGGCUUCCCCACCGUGCUCCUCUUCGUCAAUGGCACCGAGCACGCCUACCAAGGUCUCCACACCAAGGACGCCAUAGUUACUUGGGUAAGAAAGAAGACUGGUGUGCCAGUCAUUAGGCUUCAGUCUAAGGAGUCAGCUGAGGAGUUCCUCAAAAAGGACCAGACCUUUGUUAUUGGUCUAUUCAAGAAUUUUGAGGGAGCAGAACAUGAAGAAUUUGUGAAGGCAGCAACCACAGACAAUGAAGUACAGUUUGUAGAAACCAGUGAUACAAGUGUUGCCAAAGUUCUUUUUCCAGGUAUUACAUCCGUGGAGAAAUUUGUGGGCCUUGUUAAAAGCGAGCCAGAGAAGUUUGAAAAGUUUGAUGGAGAAUUUGAAGAAAAGGCAAUUUUGCGGUUUGUGGAGCUCAACAAGUUUCCCCUAAUUACUGUAUUCACUGAGCUCAAUUCGGGCAAAGUAUAUUCAAGCCCUAUUAAGCUACAGGUCUUCACCUUUUCAGAGGCUUAUGAUUUCGAAGAUCUUGAAUCUAUGGUUGAAGAAAUAGCCAGAGCAUUCAAGACAAAGAUAAUGUUUAUAUAUGUGGACACUGCUGAAGAAAACCUUGCAAAACCAUUCCUCACUCUUUAUGGCCUUGAAUCGGAAAAGAGGCCUACUGUUACAGCAUUUGAUACAAGCAAUGGAGCCAAGUAUCUGAUGGAGGCAGAUAUCAAUGCAAAGAACCUGAGGGAGUUCUGCUUAAGCCUUCUGGAUGGCACACUGCCGCCGUACCACAAAUCAGAACCAGUGCCUCAAGAGAAGGGACUUGUUGAAAAGGUUGUUGGUCGUACAUUUGAUUCUUCUGUGCUGGAAAGUCAUCAAAACGUCUUCCUUGAGGUUCAUACACCUUGGUGUGUUGACUGUGAAGCGAUAAGUAAAAAUGUUGAGAAGUUGGCCAAGCAUUUUAAUGGUUUGGACAAUCUUAAAUUUGCACGCAUAGAUGCUUCUGUGAAUGAACAUCCCAAAUUGAAGGUGAACAAUUACCCAGGGCUAUUCCUUUUUCUUGCUGAAGACAAAAGCAAGCCGAUCAAGCUUUCAAAGAAAUCAAGUGUCAAGGACAUGGCCAAACUCAUCAAGGAGAAGCUGCAAAUAUCAGAUGUGGAGACAGUAGCGGCUCCUGACAAUGUCAAGGAUGAUGUGGAGACAGUAGCGGCUCCUGACAGUGUCAAGGAUGAGCUAUAACCUGUAGUAGACUUCGCCGGCGGCCUGUGUCUGAGUAAUCCAAGGAUCCAGUGACGGGAAAAUUGCAGCACGUUUGCUUGUUUUGCGCCAACCUGAUAACAGAACUCGCUUUGUUCGUGUGCUGUAACUUGUGUUAAGUUGACAACAGACAUGGUAUAUAUAAUAGGUACGCAAAUCAAACGAACAUGUAAAUCAAUUUUAAUGGGGUUCAGUUCAUACAUGAAUAUCCAGGGUAGUACCAGGCU
Sorghum bicolor (sorghum) is the source of this 2269-nucleotide messenger RNA. RefSeq names its product protein disulfide isomerase-like 1-5. Gene Ontology annotation, biological process: response to endoplasmic reticulum stress; protein folding. The record is from RefSeq and is a predicted model, not a curated record. Gene Ontology annotation, cellular component: endoplasmic reticulum. Lineage: Eukaryota; Viridiplantae; Streptophyta; Magnoliopsida; Poales; Poaceae. Gene Ontology annotation, molecular function: protein disulfide isomerase activity. Bases 387 to 2024 code for a protein of 545 amino acids. The transcript has 12 exons.